AUGUCCAUCGCCCAGGGCGUUGGCCAUGACCGUAGCAGAGAUACCGGUGUUUCUCUAUUCCACAUUUGGGCAGACAGGAAGGCCUCGUCAUUCAAAAGAGGCCCGUUUACUGGCCGACAGAUGAUGAGUCCCAGCACCCGGAGCACCGACACCAUGAGUGGAAUUUCUUCCCUGGCCCCCAGUAAACACUCAAGCUCCUCACACAGCCUGGCAUCUAUGAGAGUCCCAAGCUCUCCAAAUCAGUCUGCCCAUCUGUCCACCCCCUGGGAAGCGGAGCCUGUGGUGGAAGAGUCGGGGGCAAUAGAGGAUGCAAACGCAGAGAAUCUCUAUGUAAUGGGGAUGGAGCUGUUUGAGGAAGCGCUACGAAAGUGGGAACAGGCCCUGAAUAUUCGCCAUCAGCCCAGCUCGACCUCCAGCAACAACAGCCUCGCUCUGCAGGGGGCAGCGUGUGGAGACUUUCCUAUGGUUGAAGCCGUAAAUAAUGUGUUUGCUGAGAAGCUGGAGACACUCCUGCACAGGGCGUACCACCUACAAGAGGACUUUGGCAGCAGCAUCCCAACAGACAGCGUGCUGGCAGAUUUCGUCAGAGUUUGUGGUGUUCCUUUGGCAGAGAGUGAAGGAACUCUUAUCUUGCCUCAAGUGGAGAGUUUCCACAGACUGCAGGAUGACGAUGCGACUACUGUUACCUCCGACGAGUCCUUCUUCUCGGCCGCAGAGCUGUUUGACGCCAUGUCGCUCCAAGACGUCUACCAACCAAUGAGGCCAGCAGCUCUCUAUGAAGAAGCCUUGUCUCUGGUCCGGGAGGGCAAAGUGCCCUACAGGUCCCUGAGGACUGAAUUACUUGAAUGUUUCGGUGACCAAGACUUCCUUGCAAAGCUUCAAUGUGUGAGACAAGCAUUCCAGGUCCUGUUGCUGGAUGAAACUCACCGCACAUUCUUUAUGGAGACGGGGAAGCAAAUGAUCGCAGGGUUAAUGGUGAAGGCAAACAAGAGUCCCAAAGCCUUCCUGGAGAGCUAUGAGGACAUGCUGCUCUACACUAAGAGAGAGGAAACGUGGCACGUCACUAAGAUGGAGCUGGAGGGCCGGGGGGUGGUCAGUAUGAACUUUUUCGACAUCGUGCUGGACUUCAUCCUGAUGGACGCGUUUGAAGACCUGGAGAGUCCUCCCUCCUCUGUGGUGGCUGUGUUGAGGAACCGCUGGCUCUCUGACAGCUUUAAAGAAACAGCUCUGGCAACUGCCUGCUGGUCUGUCCUGAAAGCGAAGAGACGUCUUCUGAUGGUUCCCGAUGGUUUUAUCUCCCACUUCUACGCCAUAUCGGAACAUGUGAGCCCAGUUUUAGCCUUUGGGUUUCUGGGACCCAGACAACACCUCAGUGAAGUGUGCACUAUUUUCAAGCAACAGAUCGUGCACUACCUGAAGGAUAUGUUUGAUCACGACAAGGUCCGCUUCACCUCCACUCAGUGUUUGGCUGAGGACAUCCUGAAGCUUUCCCACCGCCGCAGUGAGAUCUUACUGGGGUAUCUCGGCAUCAAUAGCCUUGUGGAGCUCAAUGGUGCCCUGCCCACGGACACAGAGGGCUCUCCGGGGCCCAACUGACACCAGUCGGGGCGUCACUGGGAUCGAACAGGCCGAACGCAGUCGGCUGACCAGUAGAGAAUUACAAGGACACGCAGCUCAUUGUGUAACUACGUUAAGUUUGAGGCUCCUGUGGUGCACUGAGAACCAGCAUCAUUCAUUCAUUUGUGUUCAUGAAACACAACUUACUGUGAGAGGAUAUAUUUCUGCAGUCUCACUGCUACUACUGAGGGAGUCUCCCUAUCAGCUGCUGUGUUGCGUAUCAAGAAUGCCGACUGCGGUCACGUGAUCUCAGACGUGUGAGGACCUGUCGACGUGGAUACUUCCUAAGAACACGGCAGAAUGAAGCGCUCCCAGGCCUUCUACUAUUUAACUCCACGCGGAUCGAGUCUCUUCGGGGAAGCAGAGGUUGCUUUGUAACCUUCCGUUCGUCUGACUUGCGGGAUAUCAGUCGUCGCUAUUAUUUGAAAGGAAAUGGCGCGAGAGCCUGUUGACAAAAGGAUAAAUGUUAAAACCGUGAUAGAUCCUGAGCGGCUGAGGACUUGUGAUGAAGGACGUAACGGAUUCGUCUCCUGACUGUUUACAUGCACAAGAUAUUCCCUUAUUCUGAAAAUGAAUACUCCACUAAUAUUGCCGUUUUACAUGCAGCCACUUCUCCAUCUGGACCUGAGGACCUGAGCCCCCCUCUUUCAUUCCUUUGCAUGUCCAGGUCAUCGUGGUUAAACGUGGGCGUGUUUCUCCCGCCGGCUUUGAGACGCUUAUUCCAAAUGAGCUGCAUCUGUAAAGAAUGAUGGGAAACAUUGUACAUUCAGAAUAAGGCCUGAACCGUUUCUAUGACACUUAUCCAGUUCUGAAUAUUGUCAUGUUCAGAGUAAUACUUGCAUGUAAACAUUCUCACUGACGGUUCUUGAAUCCUCUUUAAUCUGAAGAAGUGUUUGCUUUAAUUAAGCCGGCUAAGAUGUCACAUAUCCAAGAGACUGUUAAAUGCAAUAAGACAUCAAAUUAGUUCAGAGUAUCGACACGUGUACUCGUAUAGAAGUUGAAUUAUCCCAAAGUGUUCUCAGCCGACGAUAUUGAGGUUUUGUGAAGUGACGGUGAUCCCUCACAUUUUAUCUGCCGAUGGAUGACGUGAAUAUUAUCUGUUUUUAAUGCCACAGAGGCACAAAAAGAAACGUCCCACUACAAAUAACAAUGUGUGACGAUGUCUCCAUCAGUGUUGCACUUCAGCUCCCAGGGAGUAAUGAGUAACAUUAGAACUGGAAGUUUGAGGAAAUGCGUUACUUUGUGACAAACUGAAUGUUUCUUUUCUUAAAAUUAAUGUAUUUUAUUAAUUGGUUGAGAUACUUGAAUUGCUUCAAAAAAAAAAAAAUGUAAAUCCCUGAAUAAAAAUAAUAAUAAUAACAAUAAUAAAAAUAACAAUAAUAAAAAUAACAAUAACAAUAAGAAAAUAAUAAUAAUAACAAUAAUAAAAAUAAUAACAACAAUAAUAAUAAUAAUAAUAAUAAAAAAUAAUAAAAAUAACAAUAAUAACAAUAACAAUAAUAACAAUAAUAGUGAAAUUUGUUGAGGAUAAAGCACCAAAGCAAACCAAUUAUAUAAAGACAAGAAUCAAGGAUUUGAUUGUAAGAUUUGGAACAAUACGACUUCUAUGUUUUGUUCACAGCAGGAAAAGCACAAGUGUUAAAAGUUAAAACAGUUAAAUAUAACUGCUUUAUUCAAGUGAACCAAUAAGCCGCUCCGUCGCACCACAUCAGGAGGCUGAAAUUGAAGCAGCUAAAUGUUUGUUCUGUUCUGUUUUUGAGUUUGUUUGUCUGCAGGAUUGCACGGAGGUAUGCGCUCUCCGUCCUACCCUGCAAGAUUUACUAUCUCCACCUGUGCUCUUCCUACGGUCACAUGUCAAAAGGUCUCCCGUGAUAAAGUUCAAGUGCUCAACUUCAGAGACUUUGUAAAACAACACGGUCGCAUGAUCACAUUUUGAAAUUGACACAAGCUCUAAAUCAAACGGUGCCAUCGAAUCGUCUUCGUGAGGAUGUUGUAGUUUCACGGAGCUUCGUACAGACGUAACCUGUGCACUGAAGACGCCCCCGCACUUUGUUUCCUGUGAACUUAUUGGAGCAAAGAGACGCUGAAGGGGCAACAAGACGCCAAGUUAAACUGAGUUCCUCCGCUGCUGUGAAAGCAGACUGUAGUUUAUGCAGACUUAAAGAAAUGUGAUUAAAAGAGUAUUUGUUAUGAGCUGCAGUAGAAGCACACCCUGCGUGAAUGAUAAAAGGGAAGACAUUUCUGUGCAAAGAUUUGUUGCUGUCACAGAUCUUUCACUCAUUUUAACGUACAAAUGAGCAAAUCUGUAAAAUCAUAUAAAUGUUCUGUGGUGUUGAUAAUCUGAAUCCUGCUCUUGUUGCAACACGUCUCUGAAAUGCAACACCGCCGUGUUCUCCUUGCAGAGGCAGCACUGUGGGACUAUUGUUCUGUCUUAGCGUUUACUUCUUAUUGUAAAUAGAGCUUUUACAGAAAAUACUUUACUUCUUCGUUUUGCAAAUGUGCAGCUUUGAGUUUUUAAGCAUUUUGCACUUUAUCAGAAUAAGCAGAAAGAUGCAGGAACGUCAUAAUGAAUGAAUAAUCCCUUUGAGAGUUAAACUGUACAAACAUAUUGAAGUAUUUAUUGCAUCUUACAACUGACAUAUUGAUAAUAGAGCGUAAAUGCUGUUUAUUAGAGAAACUAUCUUUAUUUAGGAAACGGUUUAUUCUGGUUACUUUACAAACUCUCCAUCUUCUUCUGUCCGUUCCCCCCAUGUGUCGGUCCUGUCGUUGUACACGAUCAAGUAUAAAUCGUGCAGGAAAAUGCAACAAUGGAAGAAAAUGUUGCUUCUGUUUAGUCGUCACAUAAUGAUCAGAGAUUAAUCCCUCUGCAUGUUCCGUACAUUCUUUGCAAUGCACCAAUCCGUGUAUCCCUGCAAGAUUUAGACCCAGGCUCCGCUGUAGUUGUAGAAGUUACCGUGUAAUCAUUGAAGAGUGAAAGUUCAGGCAUGGACCCUCCAUGUCGCGUGUGUUCAUGACCUCCGACGGCCAAAGUGCAGAAAGAACCUUUUGUUUUCUUUGGAAAGCCACUGCUGUACGUUACAAGUGUCCUCCUCAUGCCUUGUGUCUUUUCUAUUGUUAAACUACAAUGCCAGCACAAACUCCAUAUUUAAUGUUAUCUUUUGUUAAUAAACAAUGUUUAUGAUGCCUUUCCCAACUGA
Molecule: messenger RNA, 4814 nt
Organism: Cottoperca gobio
Lineage: Eukaryota; Metazoa; Chordata; Actinopteri; Perciformes; Bovichtidae
Product: mitoguardin 2-like
Biological process (GO): mitochondrial fusion
Source: RefSeq, a predicted model, not a curated record